AUGAUCAAUCCACUUUUCAACCCACUCCUUCUGGUCUCUUCUGUCAUCCUCUGUCAUUCUACACUCAUUCCAUCUGUCGCCGCCCAAAAAAAAGGAAAUGCGACACAGGAACACGACCCCAAGGCCUUCCUCGCCAACCUUCCCAACGUCCUCGAGAAAGCUCGUGCCGACGGCGGUGUUAAGGGUAUGAGUAUCGCCGUUAUCCAUAAGGGUGAACUCGUCUUUGCUCAAGGAUUCGGAAAGCGCAACCGCAACGAUCCAUUCACCAAGGAGACGGUGACCCACAUCGCGUCCGUUUCCAAGGCAUUCACCGCCACCGCGGUCGGAGAACUGGUUGCCAACGGCGAGGUCGACUGGAACGAGACACCCGUCUCUCAUUAUCUCCUCGAUUUCCAAUUGAAGGAUCCUGCCCUGACCUCUCAAUUGACUUUUGCCGACUUGUUGUCCCAUCGAACCCCCGUCCCCACGAUUGACUCGGCGUGGUACAGGAACAGCAAGCCUGCUAGAGAACUUAUCAAGCAAUUGAGAUAUCUCGACUUGCCGACAACCAAGAUGACCCCCUUUGUCAACUACAACAACAUCAUGUACGCCGUCGCCGGAGAGGCCGCCGCCAAUGUCGCUGGAAUGUCGUACCCCGAGUUGAUCAAAAGUAAGAUCUUUAAGCCCCUCGGUCUGAAGAGUGCCGGACUCUCGCAGCCCGAGAUGGCGAAACAGUCUAACUACGCGCUACCUUACGACGCCGCUUCUUUUGGCGAUGCCAAGAACGGGAUUUACGAGGAAGGGUUUAUCGAUCCGAUCCCCAUGCCCGAUGCCCCCGCUGGAGACAUUUUCAUGAACGUGAUGGACCUGGCCAAGUGGGGACGCGUGAUCUUGAAGGAGGGAGAGCUGGAUGGCAAGCAAGUCUUGAACAAGAAGAGCAUCCAGGAGACCCUCAAGGCUCAGAGUAUCGUGGAUGAUGAGGAGCGUCGACAAGGGUUUGCACCUACUGUUGGGUAUGGGUUUGGUUGGUUAUUGGACUCUUACAAGGGCCACACUUGUUUCAGACACGAUGGAUCGAACCCAGGCUACCAAUCGAUUUUGGCCUUUUUCCCAUACGACGAUCUUGUCAUUGCGCUCUUGACCAACGUCGACAACACUGACCUCCCCAACAGCUUGCCAUACUAUAUCGCUGACGGAAUGUUGGGUUUGCCCAAGUCGAUCGACUGGCUGUCGGUUACUAUUGAAAAGACAAAGGAGUUGUACGCCAAGGGCGGUGAUGACUUGCCAGAUCGGAUCGAGAACAAGCCUCCUAGUCACAAGUUGGUCGAGUACGCCGGUGAUUACACCCACCCCAUCUACGGCACGAUCGUCGUCACUCUCCAGAAGGACGGGAAAGCCCUGCACAUGAAGCUCAGGACUCUGGAGAUCCAGCUGGAGCACUACCACUACGAGUCGUUCAAGGGUCCUGUCCAUGAGUUCGGAUUGAAAGGGAAUGUGUUCUUGACCUUCGUCACGAGUGCUAAGGGCGAUGUUGAAGCGGUGGAGGCUCUUCUUCCUGAUGAAUCUGAUCCGUUGACAUUUGGUAAAGUAGAGGAGGAGGAAGAGUAA
This is a messenger RNA of Linnemannia hyalina, 1587 nucleotides long. The record is from the annotation of a GenBank genome assembly. Lineage: Eukaryota; Fungi; Mortierellomycota; Mortierellomycetes; Mortierellales; Mortierellaceae.